UUUUGAAUUUGUGGGUACGAGUAUUAAACUUUAGAAAAUCGCUUACUAUGCAAAUUAAUGCUAACGUGAUGUUUACAAUUUUAAAUAACUAUAGCAUGAUUCAUAAUUUUUAAUGCAAGUUGAUUAGUCGAGAUGGGAUUAUUGGACAAAUUGGUCAACAUAUUUGGUUUAAAGAAGAGGGAAGUAAAGAUAUUAGUUGUAGGCUUGAAUAACAGCGGAAAAUCAACGGUAGUCAACAAUCUAAAGUCAGAUGACACCAAGGCUAGUGAAAUUGUCCCAACUCUUGGCCUCAAUGUGGAUAAAUUCAAACACCAAAAUGUCACCUUUACUGCUUUCGACAUGUCUGGACAGGGGCGUUACAGGGAUCUUUGGGAACAUUAUUACAAGGACUGUGAGGGCAUAAUCUUCGUAAUAGACAGCAGCGAUAGACUCCGAUUGGCCGUCGUGAGGGAUGAGUUGGACCUUUUGCUGCAACAUCCGGACAUAGCCACACGUCAGAUCCCCAUUCUGUUCUUCAGCAACAAGAUGGACUUGCGAGAAGCAUUAUCCAGCGUCAAGAUAGCUGCAGGUCUGGGACUAGAGCAGAUCAUGGACAAACCUUGGCACAUUUGCGCCACCAACGCUCUCACAGGCGAGGGUCUCCAGGAAGGCAUGGAGUGGUUCACCCAGCAGAUCUGUGAUCGCAGCUGAACCAGCUUGUAGGGUAGAGUAAACAUAUUUCUGCAGUUUAUUUUCACAUUCUCCUCCUAUACAUAGAAUAUUGAGAAGGUGUUGUUUUCGUGAACAUUUUUGAGUGGAUAUAUCCGUUUUGGGUCCCCCUGAACCCAAAAAAGUGG
Messenger RNA from Macrosteles quadrilineatus (aster leafhopper), 836 nucleotides. RefSeq names its product ADP-ribosylation factor-like protein 6 (gene Arl6). Gene Ontology annotation, molecular function: GTP binding; GTPase activity. Gene Ontology annotation, biological process: cilium assembly; vesicle-mediated transport; protein localization to cilium. Lineage: Eukaryota; Metazoa; Arthropoda; Insecta; Hemiptera; Cicadellidae. Gene Ontology annotation, cellular component: axoneme; cytoplasm. The coding region runs from base 133 to 690 and encodes 185 amino acids. The record is from RefSeq and is a predicted model, not a curated record. The transcript is spliced from 2 exons.